Ochlerotatus camptorhynchus is the source of this 1276-nucleotide messenger RNA. It is a transcript of the gene Dus4, whose product is annotated as Dihydrouridine synthase 4. Gene Ontology annotation, molecular function: tRNA dihydrouridine synthase activity; flavin adenine dinucleotide binding. Gene Ontology annotation, biological process: tRNA processing. Lineage: Eukaryota; Metazoa; Arthropoda; Insecta; Diptera; Culicidae. Bases 90 to 1274 code for a protein of 394 amino acids. The record is from RefSeq and is a predicted model, not a curated record. The transcript has 6 exons.
UGGUUGUUGUGUUGUGUGUUGCUUGCUCAGCGGUUUUCUGGUUUUGGUUUUGCAGCUUAUUUCAGGAUAUUAUUUUACACCUGUUUGAGAUGGAUGAGAUCAAACCAAAGUGCAAUGUUGAGCAGUUGUUCCGGGAAGCUAAAUCGAAUGACACAUAUUUAAAAAUAUGUGCGCCUAUGGUAAGAUACAGCAGACUGGAAUUUCGAAAUUUAGUUCGAGCUUAUGGAACUGAUCUCACCUUCACUAGCAUGAUAAUGGCUGAUUCAUUCUGCCAAAGUGAAAAGGCUAGACUCAAUGAGUUUACCACAAAUAAAGAUGAUACACCAGUGGUUGCGCAAUUUGCCGCUAAUAAUUCUGUGGAUUUCCUAUCCGCUACCGAGAUGGUAUAUCCCUACGUGGAUGGAGUGGAUUUAAAUUGCGGAUGUCCUCAACGUUGGGCGAUGCAAGAUGGAUACGGCAGUGCGCUUUUAAAGACACCGGAACUGAUCGCGGACAUGUUGAGCACGGUUCGACGGAAUCUGCCUGGUUCGUUCAGCGUUUCUGUCAAGGUUCGACUACUGCAGAAACCCUUGGGCGAAACGAUAGAUAUGUGCCGUCAGCUGGAGGCGUGUGGGAUCUCGUUUAUUACAGUUCAUGGAAGAACACCGGUCCAGAAGACAAACAUUCCGGUGAACAAGGAAGCACUGAAAGAGAUCAAGAGCAGUUUAAGUAUUCCUGUGGUGGCAAACGGGGACAUUUUCAGCUUACGUGACGCCGAUGCGAUGCAUUGCUCAACGAAUUGUGACGGUGUCAUGUCCGCUCGUGGCAUUCUCUCCAAUCCUGCACUAUAUGCUGGUUUCGAGCGAACUCCACUAGAAUGCAUCCAGCAAUGGCUCAACAUUACCGCCCAAGCCGACACGGACAUAACGUACCAAGCCAUGCACCACCAUCUGACGUUCAUGGCGGAAUCGCUGCUGACCAAGGAACAACGGGUAAUGUUCAACAACCUAACCAAAGACAAGGGCCGGGUGUAUGAUUUCUUCCGAGAGCAUUUCCAAUUAGAACCACAGCCUUGCAGUCAUCCACCGAAGCUGGUAUGUACCUUCGACGAUGAGGCAUAUCGAAAGAGAGCACGGUUGAGAGGAAGCGUUGGCAACGCAUGCGUCGAUGAGUACUCGUGUGAAAACCGAGAUGGCACAUUUUUCCAAAGCAAGGUUGGUGUCUUGCAUGAUGAACGCAGUGUGGAAGAUGUGGACUUUGCGGAGUGUAACUUGUUCGGAAAUGAUGAAAUAUAAUU